Molecule: messenger RNA, 1371 nt
Organism: Myxocyprinus asiaticus (Chinese sucker)
Lineage: Eukaryota; Metazoa; Chordata; Actinopteri; Cypriniformes; Catostomidae
Product: 39S ribosomal protein L3, mitochondrial-like
Exons: 10
Coding region: 104-1081 (325 amino acids)
Biological process (GO): translation
Cellular component (GO): mitochondrial large ribosomal subunit; ribosome
Molecular function (GO): structural constituent of ribosome
Source: RefSeq, a predicted model, not a curated record
CGAGCAGGACAAACACACGAGACAUGCCUGACACAAUGUUGCGGUCUGUCUGAAUGAUUUAACUGUUAUGUGUUGUGUUGUUUGAACCUUGUAAAUAAUAACGAUGGCAGCAUGGACGUGUAGGUUUUUCAGGCUUGGUGAUUGUUUAAUAAGAGGAGCGCAAGGAAGCUUUUGCAGAACUGGAGCAACACUAGAAAGAGCCCCUUUCGUUCAGUGUGUAAGGACCCAUCAGACAGACACAUGGUGGGAUGAUCACCUCACAGAAGAUAAUGCUUCUUUUCUAAAAAAAGACUAUUGGGGAGGAAUACAGACAACAGGGAGUCGGAGGGUUGGCGUAGUGGCUGUUAAACUCGGAAUGAUGCCUGUGUGGACCAAGUCUGGAGAGAGACACGUAGUGACCAUGCUGCAGGUCCAGGAUUGUCAUGUGGUAAAACACCUAUCCAAAGAAGAGUUUGAUGGCCGCACAGCAGCUCUUGUUGUGGGAGGAAAAAGCAUCUCUCCGUUUCACAGGGCAGAGGGAUAUUUAGAGAUUUUCCGGAAUGCAGGAAUUCCUCCUAAACAGAAAAUCACCACAUUUUGUGUGUCAGACAAUGCUAUCAUCAAACCAGGUACUCCUCUAUAUGCAGCUCACUUUUGUCCAGGCCAGUAUGUGGACAUCACAGCCAAAACCAUUGGAAAAGGUUUUCAAGGUGUAAUGAAGCGCUGGGGGUUCAAAGGUCAGCCUGCUUCUCACGGCCAAACUAAGACACACAGGAGGCCAGGAUCUUUGGGACCAGGAGGGGACCCAGCUAAAGUUUUCAAAGGAAAGAAGAUGCCAGGCAGGAUGGGAAAUGUUUAUGACACUGCUCAUGGCUUAAAGAUAUGGAGAGUGAACACCAAAUAUAACGGUCUUUAUGUCAACGGUUCAGUACCAGGCCACCGCAACUGUCUGGUUAAGGUCAGAGACACAAUUCUACCCAAUCGGGUGGUGAAGAACAAGAACCCACCCUUCCCCACGUUCUUUGCUGAUGGAGACGAGGAGCUUCCUGAAGACCUCUACGAUGAAGACAUGUUCCAGUUUGGAGAGCCCAUCCCUGAAUGAAGUCAUGACUGCACAACACUCUGCUUACACUCUCUGAAAAGACAUGGAUCCCUUGACCUGUCUUGCGUCUAGUGGGUUCAGUGUUGCAGGGCGCCUAUGAAGUUGAAAGACGGUGCAAAAUAACUUAAGAAGCGACUGAUUUUGGCAAGCAACACACAAAUACACACUGUUUAGCGUUAUACUGACUAAAUUCUUAACUCUCUUACAUCUGUGUAAAACCAAACACCCACAAACUGUCGAAAGUAUGGGUCAUGUUGGAUUUAAACAAUAAAACCUGUUUGAUAUAAUCU